Molecule: messenger RNA, 2669 nt
Organism: Paramecium octaurelia
Lineage: Eukaryota; Ciliophora; Oligohymenophorea; Peniculida; Parameciidae
Source: the annotation of a GenBank genome assembly
GAAGAAUUCAAAGAAAGGUAUUGUUAUACAACGAGAAUAUUGAACGAUAUUCUUCCGUAUUCCUAUAUACAUUUAUAUUUUGCUAUUUCAAGUAUAUUAUUUUAGGAAUGAGCGAAGAAAAUUAAUUGAAUGCUGAUAAAAACUAAAACAAAAAUAAUCUUGAGAAAAUAAUAAAGUUAGAUAAAAAGAAUGGGAAUUUUGAUAUUUAUGAUAAAUACUCCAGGUAAGAUCAAUAUUCAUUACAAUUAGACGCAAGCUGAAGAUUAGGACAUCAUAGAACAAUUCCUACAUCAACAGUUCGUAUUAGAAUGAAUACAUUUUAUGUUAUUUUUGGAGACAUAUUAACUAAGUGUACUUUAAGAAAAUGGAUGAACCUGAAUAGGAGAGACUUGAAUACCUCAAAGCUAUGAAUGAUGACGCUAUUGUGACAGAAUUUCCUGUGAAAUAUGCUGAUUAUAAGUUUUAUUAAGCCAGAUAAAUCUUAAAUAAAUAACAGAUUUAAUCAGAAAAUAAAACUUAUUGGGAGAAUAUUUAGAAGCACAUCAAGUUGAGUGGUCUCAUUCACAAAGCAAAAGCUCUGAAAAUACCUUAGAUCGAGAAAAUAUAUUACAUGAAACAAAAAUCAAUGGUUAAAUUUAAAUAAAAAAACAUCAGGUAUUGUGUAUAUUAUAAUUAAGUUCAUUAAUACAAGAAAAUGCUCAAUUGGAUAAAUUGCUAGACAAGUUGAAUGAACAAAUAGAAUUGAGAACAGGAUAAAAAGACGAAAUCUUCCUAUAAUUGUAAGAGUAUUCAAAUGAAUUACAACAAUUAAACAAAUCUAAUAAGAAAGAUCUAUAAAAUCUCACUUAAAAAAUUAAAAGUGAGCAACCUUUAAAUGUCUUUGGAACCUAAGUGCACAUUUACAAACAAGGCCGAGGCAACAAUAAUCUUAGCAAGAAUCAAAUUAUAUAUAAUAAUGAGGCAUUAUUGACUUAUCUCAGGAAGAGUCUGGAACAACUGGACUUUAGACAAACUGCAGAAUCAAUAGUGAAAGUUAUUAACUCUGUGCAUUCUCCUAAUGGUUAUUAGUUCUGUGUGGCAUUUGAGUAGGCUUUAAAUUCUACAUAUGUAAAUAUAGAUGAAGAUUUGAUGUAUGAAUUGGACAAACUAAGAGAUACAUCUUUAUUUAAAUUCUACAAUAUCCCUUAGAAAACUAAAUAUUCUCACAUCGCUUAAAAUGUACGAAAUUCUAGUAUUAAUCAAGUUUGUUGGAAUAAAUCAAGUACAAUAAAAUAGGUAGAAGCCUAAUCCAUUAAUAAAUAAGAAUCUAACUAAAGAAUCUAAAGCAUCUUAAUCUGGUGAUAAUGAUUCUACUUUGCUAAGAUAUGAAGCUUGUCAUCAUUGCAAAAUGUUGUUUAGAGAAGAAUAUCUUAUCUCUUGUAAUUAUAGAAGUGGAACCAUGGGACUCCCAAUAAUCAAUUCAUCAAUAACUGAUUCAUAUUUGUUUACUCAAAGUAAAAAUUAAUAUGAAAACAAUAGUGGAUGACGAGGGCAUCAAGAGUAGAAGACAAGUUCCAAAUAGAAAGAAGACUGCAUACAGCAUUUAUUCAAAGAAGAGUACUAAUCACUAUUGAUUAUUAUAUUAGAUGGUGAGUUGAUAUGUCAAAGAAAGUUCUGUAGAAUGUGCUUGAAAUAAAAUUAUGAUAUAAAAAUAGAAGAAGUCAUAUAGAAGACGGAUUGGGUUUGUCCUUUUUGUUAGGUAAUUUCCAAAAUUAAAUUAGGCUAUAUGUUUUUGUUCAAGAUGUCAAAGAAAUGAUAUAAUGAUUAAAUUAAAGGAUCUAUAUACCAUAUGUGGAGGGGAUUUAGAAUAAUUAACUAAGGAUUCCAUUUUUGAGAAGUAUGUUCGUCCCUUAACGGAUGAUUAAUUGUAUAGGAAGAAACCCAGUCAACUUCAGGUACAUAUUUUUGAAUAAUAAUAAGAGAACUGGCUAUUCCUUUGUAAAAUAGUAGUUGAAUAACUUCAAAGAUAUGCAAGCAAUAAGAUUGGACUUCGAGAAUUUAAGAUUGUUGUGUUCUCAAUUGAUGAGGAGAGAGAAAAUGAAAUGGAAAAUAUUGGAAUAAGACAUUCUUAUAUGGAAUAAUGAAGCUAAACAAUAGAAAAAAUAAAAAUAACAAAAAUCAUCAAUUACAAAAUCAGUCCAAAAAAAACAGAAAGAUCAGAAGAAGUUAAAAAAAGUAACGAAAAAAGUUUAGAAGUAUUAUUUGGUAAUUCAUGAUUUAGAUCUGAUGUUUAGUAUAUUCAAGAAUUAUCCUCUUCAUCUUCAUUGUCAUCAAGUAGUAGUGAGUACUAAUAAAGUAGUGAAUAUGAAUCUGAAGAAAAUGAUAAUAAUAAUAAUAAUAAUAAUAAUAAUAAUAAUAAUAAUAAUAAUAAUAGCAAUAAUAAUAAUCAUAAAUAGAACAAUGAGAAAGUUAAUGUGAUAUCAUAAAAAAUGAAAUAAAAAAACAGUAAAUAAGUCAGUAAUGACAAACAAUAAUCAUUAAAUAAGAUAUUACAAAAUUAUAAGUCAUUUCCUGCCAAAAACGUAAAGAGAGAAGUUGCUUACUUGUUGCAAUAUCAAGACAGUGACACCUACAGUCUCAUUGUAAAAAAAAUCAAAUAAGAUUAAUCGAUUAACUCCUUAAAGAGAUGA